ACGUUAUCAGUUUAACGCGGCUUAGUGUGUUGGGCCGUCAUUUACAUAUUAGUAUGACUUAGGCGGCAUCAUGGAUCGCAUUACCCAUCGAUUCCUUAUAUUCCAAGGAUUAUCCAUUGGUAUCCUCAGCAUCGUCAGUUCAUUGGUAACCAUCUACAAUUACGCGUUCAAUUACUUGCACUACGAGACGUGGGAGCGUCAUAAUGACAUCAACGGUAUGCCCGAAAUGAUAGUCCCCGUCAGAGAACUCUGUUGGAUCAUUGCUGCUGGUGCACUGCUGUACGGAAUCCACCGACGCCGAAUUCGGUUUUUCUAUCCGAUCAUUUGUGUUGCCGCUCUGGUGUUGCUGAUCCAUCUGGUUCGGGAGCUCCUCCUUCUUUGGACAGGCCCCGCAGAAUGGUAUUGGCAUUUCACACUUUUCUGCAAUCCAUCGUUGAUGUUGCCGAUGAUUGGUAGACGAAUUCAUGGAAUGAUGGCGCUGGUAGCACUGAGGCGGUUAUUCGAGAGUGAGCAUAGUUCUGACAACAACUUCGUCCGAUUUAACGCAGAUAGGGAAGAAUGUGAAACCAAUGAAAUGAAUUAAUGAUAAUGAAACAUACAGUCUUCAACUAUGCUUUUGAUAUUUGUAACAUGCG
Aedes albopictus (Asian tiger mosquito) is the source of this 635-nucleotide messenger RNA. RefSeq lists its product as uncharacterized. The record is from RefSeq and is a predicted model, not a curated record. Lineage: Eukaryota; Metazoa; Arthropoda; Insecta; Diptera; Culicidae. Bases 71 to 583 code for a protein of 170 amino acids. The transcript is spliced from 3 exons.